AUGAAAAAAAAUGAUGAAUCUUCCGUUUUUGUCACGUUUGUUGCUUACAAAAUCUUUCACAUUAAUGCCCCCAAACCCGAAGAUUUCAUCCCAAUUCCCCUGGAUCCCGACUGGUCCACGAGGCAACUGCUGGCUGCUCAGUAUGGCUCCUCGGGUCUUCCAGAUCUGCGCGCCCGCUGCGGGGCCAUCCGCACAUGUGGGGGCCGAUGGCCGCAGGCCUUGCAACUCUUGGCGGACUGCUCCCGGGACUCCCUGGAGGCGAACCUCAUCAUUUUCAGCGCUGCGAUCAGCGCCUGCGAGAAAGGGAAUGCCUGGCAGCAUGCCAUCCACUUACUUUCGCAAGUGGUCCUGGCGAUGCAAGCGGACGAAAUCAUCUUUAACGCUGGCAUCAGUGCCUGUGCCAAGGGCUCACAGUGGAUGCAGGCGCUGCAACUUUUCAUUAGCAUGGAAGACUUCCGCGUCGUCCCCGACGUCAUCUCCUGCAAUUCGGUGUCCAGUGCGUGCGAGAGAAGCCAGCAGUGGCAGAUGGCCCUGUGUUUGUUGUUUGACAUUGACCGAAGAGAGCUUGACGCGACAAUUAUCAGCUACAACACCGCCAUCAGCUCUUGCGGCCAAAGUGCUCAGUGGUUGGUGGCCCUUGAGCUUUUCCAAAUUGCACAGGAGCGGCGGCUGGAAAGCACAGCGGCAUCUUUCACGGCGGCCAUUUCAGCCUGUGAUGCAGGUGGCUCCUGGGAAGCUGCGGUGCUGCUGCUCUCCGCGUCUUCAACGCAGCCGCGCCUGGCCGUGUGCAACGCUGCCCUCAGCGCAUGUGGCAACAGCGGGCGCUGGCAGCGAUCCCUUGAAAUCUUCUCGCAGAUGCCAUCGCAAGAGCUAUCUCCAGACAUCAUUAGCUACGGUGCGAUGAUGAGUGCUUGUGAGAGAGCGGCCCAGUGGGAACUGUGCCUUGCCUUCUUCCAAGAUCUUGGGAAUUCAUCGAAUAUCAUCACCUUUGGUGCGGCGAUCAGCGCCUGCGCGAAAGGCGGUGAAUGGCAACGGGCGCUGUUGCUGUUGUCCCUGGCGAGAGCGAUGUCGUUGAAAGCGAACCAUGUCGUUUACAAUGCAGCGAUCAGCGCCUGUGAAAAGCGUGGUCAAUGGCAAGUGGCUUUGGUGCUGUUGAAUCAGCUGCAAACGGAGGAGGAAAGUUCCGCUGACGUGAUCAGCUACAGUGCGUGCAUCAGCGCCUGCCAGGAGGAAGCAGAGUGGAAGCAUGCGCUGCAACUACUCCAGGCCAUGAGGUCUCAAGAUUUAGGGCUAUCGCUGGUGGCAUACUCUGCAGCAUGCAGUGCUUGUGCCAAAGCUUUCCAGUGGCAACGUGCUUUGUCCCUGUUCUCCGCGCUGCGCGGAGGCCAGCCCUUGAGCCUCGCCAGCUACGACGCGGCGCUCGAGGCCUCGGUCCGCGGCCGACGGCUGCAGAGUGCUGUGGAGAUCUUCGGGCAGAUGCAACGGGACGCCUUGGAGCCAGACUCCUUUGUGUACGAAUGCAUGGUGGGGGUUUGCGAGAAGAGCUUCCAAGGUGAGCAGGCACGCGCACGACUGAUGGAUUUGGAGAGCAUUGCCAUGUUUGGAACACGACUUUUUUCGCAAAAAGGUCCUGGUUUUCUUGAUGCAUCGGGAAGUUUUUUUCCGGAUGUUUUUUGCUGCUUUUUUUUCUGCAUGAUUUCCGGGUUCCCAACUCUGAUUACUAUAGCAACUACAUUACCCAACUUCUGCACAUCAGGACCACAAAGUAGCUGCUUCAAGCAUGACAUCACUCAACAGACAAACAUAUUGCACAAUUGUAGGCCAUAUUUUUUUGCGGCCGAAGGUAGUUCACCUUGA
This is a messenger RNA of Cladocopium goreaui, 1857 nucleotides long. Lineage: Eukaryota; Dinophyceae; Suessiales; Symbiodiniaceae. The record is from the annotation of a GenBank genome assembly.